UGACAAGUGUAAUUUAAACAGCCAUGUUUUCAAUUUUUAUAACAUUUUAUCGAGUAUCAAUGAUGGCCUCAUUUCUGUUUUUCAUUCAAAAUUGAUUCAUGUGCAUAUUUUAGACGUGUGGGAUACAGUUUACGAUUACAUAGAGAUAAAAUGGAUUCAAAUGAUCGAGGCCUAAGUCUUGAUCAAAAUUUAUCAAUGGGCUCAAUGGGUCCACAAUCACCAUUAGACAUGAAACCAGACACAGCAACUUUAAUAAAUGCUGGUGGUUUUUCACCGACUGGUGGACCACACAGUCCAGGUGGUUUUGGCUCAGCUGGUCUGGGUGGUGUCGGUGGUGGAUCUCAAAGUGGUAUGUUAAGUCCAGGUAGUGGUGGUGGAACACCAAGUAGUGGUAAAGGUAAUACGUCACCGUAUCCACCAAAUCAUCCUCUUAGUGGCUCAAAACAUUUAUGUUCAAUAUGUGGUGAUCGCGCUAGUGGCAAACAUUAUGGUGUAUACAGUUGUGAAGGAUGUAAAGGAUUUUUUAAACGUACCGUCCGCAAAGAUUUAUCAUAUGCAUGUCGUGAAGAGAAAAAUUGUAUUAUAGAUAAGAGACAACGAAAUCGAUGUCAGUAUUGUCGUUAUCAAAAAUGUUUAACAAUGGGUAUGAAACGGGAAGCAGUCCAGGUACAAGAUCCGGAGGAACGACAACGAACAAAACAUGAACGUGGGGGUAGCGGUGGGGAUACUGGUGAAGUGGAAAGCAGUACAAGUGGUACACAUUUUGAUAUGGCUGUUGAAAGGAUAUUAGAGGCUGAGAAACGUGUAGAAUGUAAAUUAGAACAACCUGUAGAAUUUGAGAAUGCUGUUACAAACAUAUGUCAAGCAACAAAUAAACAAUUGUUUCAAUUGGUUGAAUGGGCAAAACAUAUACCACAUUUUACGUCAUUACCAGUACAGGAUCAAGUACUAUUACUACAAGCUGGUUGGAAUGAAUUAUUAAUUGCUGCAUUCUCACAUCGAUCAAUCGAAUCACGUGACGGUAUUGUACUUGCUACAGGUUUAACUGUACAACGUAAUUCAGCACAUGAAGUGGGUGUUGGAACAAUAUAUGAUCGUGUUUUAACUGAAUUAGUAUCAAAAAUGCGUGAAAUGAAAAUGGAUAAGACUGAAUUGGGCUGUUUGCGAACAAUUAUAUUGUUUAAUCCAGAAGUUCGAGGUUUAAAAUCAGCAGCUGAUGUAGAAAUUCUACGUGAAAAAGUAUACGCAGUUUUAGAAGAAUAUACAAGAACAGCACAUCCAAAUGAACCUGGACGUUUUGCAAAAUUAUUAUUACGUUUACCCUCAUUACGUUCCAUUGGCCUCAAAUGCUUGGAGCAUUUAUUUUUCUUCAGACUUAUUGGCGAUGUACCUAUUGAUACAUUCUUAACAGAAAUGUUAGAAAAUCCUUCCGAUUCAUAAAUUUUACCUACCUUUUAUUGUUUCAUUUUUUUUUCUUUUGUUGAUUUUUUUUAGUUUUUGUUAGUCUCUCAUUCUCAAAAAAAUAUUAUGCUAACGAAAAGAAUCAUAUUUGUUUCAUUCCUGUAAAACAUCUUAAACAAAGCCUUGUUUACACGAAGCGUUACACAUACGAUAAACCAAAUACGACUUGUAAUUAAUUAAUUAAAUUAAAUGCAUAACCAUAAUUAACGACUCUGGAAGCAAAAACUUCAAAUAAGUUUCUUUAAUUGUACACUUAAUUGAAGACAAUAACAAGCUUCCAAUUAUUGGAGAAACAAGUUUUUC
Chrysoperla carnea is the source of this 1764-nucleotide messenger RNA. It is a transcript of the gene usp, whose product is annotated as retinoic acid receptor RXR-alpha-B. The transcript is spliced from 6 exons. Gene Ontology annotation, biological process: cellular response to ecdysone; cell differentiation; positive regulation of transcription by RNA polymerase II. Bases 151 to 1440 code for a protein of 429 amino acids. Gene Ontology annotation, cellular component: nucleus; activator ecdysone receptor complex. Gene Ontology annotation, molecular function: nuclear receptor activity; nuclear steroid receptor activity; RNA polymerase II cis-regulatory region sequence-specific DNA binding. NCBI's taxonomy places the organism in Eukaryota, Metazoa, Arthropoda, Insecta, Neuroptera, Chrysopidae. The record is from RefSeq and is a predicted model, not a curated record.